AUGUCGGCAACGUUCCUGGGUGUCCCGCUGGGCCUCAUCUCGCUUGUCACCCUCACGGUCCAGAACUCGGCUCUCACCAUCGUCUUGCACUAUAGCCGCAUCUCGGUCCCUGCAGACCGCAUGUACAACGCGGCGGCCGCCGUCCUCCUCAACGAGCUCCUCAAGGGCGCCAUCUCGCUCUCGAUCGCCUACCGCAACGCCGUCCUCGCAGCGUCGAGCACUCGCGGCGGCGACUACUCGCGCAUCCCGACCGACGACGAGUUUGAGGGCAGGAGACGCAGCGGGCCCGGCGGUGGCGGCGGGAUCGACCUCGCGAGGGCCAAGUUCGCCGCGACUAAGAUGCUCGGCGAGGUGUUCAGCAGCGACUGCUGGAAGCUGUCCAUCCCGGCCUGCCUCUACGUCAUCCAGAACAACCUUCAAUUCGUCGCCGCGUCCAACCUCGACGUGCCGACUUUCCAGGUCACCUACAACCUCAAGAUCCUCACGACCGCCCUCUUUUCUGUCAUCCUCUUGCGGCGUCGCCUGUCGGCCAAGAAGUGGUUUGCGCUCCUGUUCCUCGCCGCCGGCGUCGGCGUCGUUCAGCUCCAGUCGUCGGCCGCCGCCGGCUCGUCGUCGUCGUCGCACGGCGCGCACGAGAUGGACAAGACCAAGGGCCUCCUCGCCGUCUUCUGCGCGUGCAUGACGUCCGGGCUCGCCGGCGUCUACUUCGAGAUGGUCCUCAAAGGCAGCAAGGCCGACCUAUGGAUCCGCAACGUCCAGCUGUCGCUCUUCUCGCUCCUCCCCGCCGUGUGCGCCGUCUUUGCGCCGGGCCUGUCGCUCGUCGGUGGCCCGGCCAAGCCGAACCCGACGGCGGGGCAGCCCGUCUUUGCCAACUUCGGCGCGUGGGCGUGGGCCGUCGUCCUCAUUCAGGUGUUCGGCGGCCUCAUCACGGCGCUCGUCAUCCGCUACAGCGACAACAUCAUGAAGGGCUUUGCGACGUCGCUCGCCAUCGUCCUGUCGUUCUGCGCCGGCAUCAUCUUGUUCGACUUCCGGGUCACGACGUCGUUCCUCCUCGGCACGAGCAUGGUCGUCGCCGCCACGUACCUCUACAACCUCCCCGACGCUCCUCGCCGCGGUCCGCCCGAGAGCUCCCUUCCGACAUCUCUUCCCUCUCCUUCCCUCGCCUCGAAAGGCGCGUUCACCCCGCCGCUCUACUCGUCGCACGGCCGCACCGACUCGAACGGCAGCGCGUCGUCCCCAGCGACGCUCCACCACCCGUCUGCGCCUUUUUCGCAUCCCGCGAUGCGCAUGGGCUCGACCUCGAGCGCGUCGACCUCGGCGUCGUCGGCGACGGGCGCGGGCGCGCCGCACAGGCGCCCGAACCCGCAGUCGGUGCCGCCCGGCGCAAAGACGCCCGACCACCGCGUCGUCGACGGCGCGUUCCCGCUCGCGGCCAUGCGGGCUGCGAGCGAGGACGGAGGAGCAGGAGCGGGAGCGGGAGGGCACGGCCAGCAGGACUCGGCGCAGCAGCUGCCGUUCAUGGCGAGGACGGGCACGCCGGACGGCGGCAGCGAGGGCUUUGCGAGCGGCAGGAUGAGCGCGCCGGGGAGCCCGGACCCGAUACUGCGAGGCAGGAGCCCGGCGCCGGGGUCGAGGCGGCCAUGA
Rhodotorula graminis WP1 is the source of this 1644-nucleotide messenger RNA. RefSeq lists its product as uncharacterized. Gene Ontology annotation, molecular function: UDP-galactose transmembrane transporter activity. Gene Ontology annotation, biological process: pyrimidine nucleotide-sugar transmembrane transport. Gene Ontology annotation, cellular component: Golgi membrane. The record is from RefSeq and is a predicted model, not a curated record. The transcript has 5 exons. Lineage: Eukaryota; Fungi; Basidiomycota; Microbotryomycetes; Sporidiobolales; Sporidiobolaceae. Bases 1 to 1644 code for a protein of 547 amino acids.